Molecule: messenger RNA, 300 nt
Organism: Phytophthora nicotianae INRA-310
Lineage: Eukaryota; Oomycota; Peronosporomycetes; Peronosporales; Peronosporaceae
Exons: 2
Coding region: 1-300 (99 amino acids)
Source: RefSeq, a predicted model, not a curated record
AUGUAUUUAACUGCGCCCACAAGUACUAGCAUCAAGCCGGCUCGUCCAGGAGUAGAUUUUGUCGAGUCACGUGGUGCAGUUCUCUUCGAAGUGGGCCAACAACGUGCUCAGCUUGCAGUGGAGAUCCUCCCGGCUCUAGCAGACUCGGAUGCACUAACACAACGAGCUUUUGCAGUACAACUUGAAGCGUCAAUGAAUGCGUCCACGGCAAUACGUGCAUCAACCGAGAUCAUCGUGGCAUCUCCGUCAAAGAGCACAAACGUCGUACCUGCGUCGACUCUGGACUCGUACUAUUCGUAG